AUGGAAUCGCAAAAUCAAAAUUCUUUUGCGUCCUUAAAUAACCAUAAUCAUGCUGAGCCUACUGAUGAAGAAGAAAAAUACAGCAACGGAAUUAGCCAUAAUCACACCAUGCAUAGCAAUGGAUUUCAUGAGCAUCCAGAAUCAGCUCCACGAGAAGAGUUGAAAGUGUCAAUACCUUCCAGAGCACAGCCUAAGCCUCCGAAAUCUUCAAAAUCCAAAAAAUUCGAUAUUUCUGACUUAAAAAAAGAUCCAGAAAUGUAUCAAAAGAUACUAGAUGAAGCAAUACGCAUUGAAAAAAAUAAUAACAAAUCCUCGAUCUAUGAGCUUGAUUUUCAAAUUCAAUAUCCUACUGCUUUCGGUGAAAAAAUACUAAUAACAGGAAGCUCAGAGAUUUUAGGGAAUUGGGAUGUGUCAAGUGCCUUACUCCCUCCGUGAACGGACAAAACCAUUGGAAAAUCCUAUUUUUUUGGUAAAAAAACCUAGAGCAAAAAAAUUUUUUUUAUGAAAAAUAUUUAAUAUCUGAGCCACUCUAAAGUGCCUGACACUGGCUUCUCUAGGCCACUUGGAAUUCUAGCAGCCUCAUAAAGGUGAAAAACCAACUCUAAGUUGACAAUCCUUGCAAAGAUUGUGCUUUUGUCAAUUUGGAGUUGACUUGUCACCUUUAGGUGACUGCUAGAGCAGCAAGUCUCUGUGGAGAAACCAUCAUCAAGUCACACUAUAGCGGUGUACCCUAUAUAGAAGUGAUAAUUAUUAUAAUAAUAUCUCUAACAAAUUCUGUUGUAUUUAUAUAUAUAUUUUAAAAAUAAAAAUAAAUCCCUCCGUGAGCGAACAAAACUUUUUUGCUCGCUCACGGAGGGGCAGUUAGAACUUGAAUGAAGCCCAGGAAAUAUAUGAAAAAUUUCACUUCCGAUCCCAGAAGGACAGUUAUCUGAUUUUGAGUAUAAAUACGUUUGCGUUAAAGGAGCCGACGCUGUUUGGGAAGGAGGAAGCAACAGAGUUUUAAAGCUCUCUGAUGGUAAGCCAAAAGGAGAAAGCUUGAUUUUUAAUAGACACGAUGCAUGGCAAAAAUAA
This is a messenger RNA of Blepharisma stoltei, 1071 nucleotides long. Lineage: Eukaryota; Ciliophora; Heterotrichea; Heterotrichida; Blepharismidae. The record is from the annotation of a GenBank genome assembly.